CCUUUGCUGAGUUGCUGCAGUUGUAACUUUGGCACAAAUGCAUACCACUUUUGUUGCAUUUCGAAAGCUUCUCUGUGUCUGACAACAACAAAUCUGCACCUCGUUCAUAUGCUGUUUUUGUGUACAUUUCUGGGAUAACGAAUAGCUUACAAAGAGAUCAGUCCCAACAUUUCUCCCCAACAUGGAUGGGUCCGGGGAUUCUUCGAACAAGUUCAUGCCCAUCCAUCAAUGGUGCUCUCGCAGAGAGCGUGGUUUGGUUCCACGGUUCGGUGAUGCAGACACAAUCCAUCGCACUAUCUACCGUUCCUUGGAGCCGAAGAAGAUAUGGAAUGACCCGGGCCGAUUCCCCGGCAUUGUACGAGAUUAUGGAGGAGCGUUCAAUUUAGAAUUUUCUCCAGAUGGCACGUUGCUGGUGGCGGCCUGUCAAAAGAAAUCGAUUGUACUGUUCGAUCCACUGACGGAGAUACAGAUCUGCGCGGUAAAAAAUGCCCACACCGAAUGUGUAAACUGCAUAAAGUUUAUUGAUCAUCGCAUAUUUGCUACCUGUUCCGAUGACACGACGGUCGCAUUAUGGGACAUACGCAAUCUGACGACGAAACUUCGCACCUUGAACGGGCACAGCGGCUGGGUGAAGAACAUCGAGUUUUCGAAACGCGACGGCAUGCUGCUGUCAUCCGGGUUUGAUGGUUCGAUCUAUGCCUGGGAGAUUAACAACUUCACAGAAUAUGGCUCCGUAUGUCGGCGAGUACUUCAUGUUUCUGGACUGUUGCGGUCGCGUUUAACACCCGACGAAAACCGACUAGUACUAAGUAUGAGUAGCGGCUAUUUAAUGGUCAUUCACGAUCUGGAUCUCGCAAAUCUUGCAAGCGAUCUCGACGGAUUCUAUCCCAACGUCUACCGGCUGAUGCAGGUCGGCCGCCAGCUUAUUCCAAUGGCAGCGCGCUUUAGGCCCAUGUUUUACUCCAAACGCAAGAAGAACCGUAUCGAGCUAGUGACAGACUUUCCGCCCAACAACAACCCGGAAAUGAUCUGUGGACUAGCGAUGCACCCGCAAGGCUGGUGCACCCUGUCCAGAAACGUGUCAACUGACGAAAUGACCGAGUGGUCCGUUGUGCACGAUAUACAAGAGCUGCCUCAAGAUGAAGAAAUGGACGAGGAUGAGGAGGAAGUGGUAGCGCGCGAGCAGGAACGCCGAGAGGAACAGGAAGAUGAAGUAGAGGAACCGACGAACAGCGGUUCGGAUAUGGCUGCAGGGCCACAACCUAGCACGAGCGGGCUAUCUAGACGAUCGACUAGAAAUAGUCAGAUGGGAAGCGUUUUUCGCUUAAAUGUUACCAUGCGAGAAAUGAUGCCAUCGGUCGAUGCAAACAACGAACCUGCGGCUGGUAGCAAUGGAAAUAACGCAAACGCGGGCACUAACGAACCGGAACCUUCCGGAAGUCGUAACAAUUUAAUAACACCACCGCAACAAGAACCACAUGGUGGGGAGGCAGGUCCGAGUGCACAGUCAGUGCCUAUAGGAAGUGCAGGCCGUCCAUCUAUGCUUGGCAGACGUGUAAUGGUAACGGGACGGUAUCUGCGUUCCGACAUUGGUAGCACCGAUAUAUGGGCUACCGAGAUAACUUUCCGAGAGCGUAAGAACAUGCCGAAUCCACAAGUGCGCAACAAUCGUGGUCAAAUCUAUGGCAUAGUGUCCGGCGUCAGCUCUUCCGCGAGCACCGGUUACACGGGUGCGGGAAGAAAGCGUGUGACAGAAACGGUUUCUAAAAAUGCUUCCCGUAUGCUUUACUACAUUCAGGAAUCAACUACGAAGCAGGGUUACAUCAAGGAAUCAUGCUUCUCGCCAGAUGGUCGCAUAAUCUGCUCACCGCACGAAAAUGGUUUCCGUUUGCUGGCAUUUAACGAAAACUGUAACCAACUACAACAUGCCACCGGAAUUUGGCGUAACGAGAAUCCACAGCAGUUGCAGGAACUGAAGCAUAAGCAAUGCCACUCGUCUAUGGUAGUUAGCAGUCAGUUCAGCCCACGAUUCCCACUACUCGUUACGGGUUGCUUGCUGGGUAAAAUCGUCUGGCAUCAACCGGCACUGUACUGAACACGCCCCACAAGCGUGGUAAUAAUAAUAAAGAGUUCAUGUAACGUAUUCAUUUCAA
Molecule: messenger RNA, 2153 nt
Organism: Anopheles funestus (African malaria mosquito)
Lineage: Eukaryota; Metazoa; Arthropoda; Insecta; Diptera; Culicidae
Product: DDB1- and CUL4-associated factor 10
Exons: 2
Coding region: 182-2095 (637 amino acids)
Cellular component (GO): Cul4-RING E3 ubiquitin ligase complex
Molecular function (GO): protein binding
Source: RefSeq, a predicted model, not a curated record